Blepharisma stoltei is the source of this 477-nucleotide messenger RNA. The record is from the annotation of a GenBank genome assembly. Lineage: Eukaryota; Ciliophora; Heterotrichea; Heterotrichida; Blepharismidae.
AUGCCAUUUCAGUUUGAAAAGUUGCAACCGCAUAUUUGUUUUUUCUGCAAAAUGAAAACAUAUAGAUGCGACUAUCAAGGAUGCAGUCUCGAGUACUCUACAAAGUAUAACCUUAAGCGACACACAGCAAAUUAUCACCAAGGGCUGAGACACUCCUGCUCAAUUUGCGGAAAACAGCUAUCAUCAGCUCAAAGUCUACAAGAUCACGAAUACUGUCAUACAGGCGAGAAGCCUUACCACUGCAGAUAUCCAGGGUGCUCUAAGCGGUAUCGGCAGGCCAGUCAACUUUCCGUACAUAAAAGAAAACAUAAAAUCCGAGUCACUAGGAAACCAUGAGUUUUCCCAGAUUUAGUUGUAAUAUUUAUUCAGAUAAAGCUUUCUCUCUUGGAAGAUUCAUCAAAGCUUCAUCAAAUUCCUAAUGGGCCGUUUACAAUAGCAGAUGCCAUACUCCCACCUUUACUAAAAUCUGCAAUUUAA